Candida albicans SC5314 is the source of this 762-nucleotide messenger RNA. RefSeq lists its product as uncharacterized. Lineage: Eukaryota; Fungi; Ascomycota; Pichiomycetes; Serinales; Debaryomycetaceae. The transcript has a single exon. The record is from RefSeq and is a predicted model, not a curated record. Bases 1 to 762 code for a protein of 253 amino acids.
AUGAUUAUAGUUUGGUUGAUAUUAUCACUAUUUACUUCAUUAUGUCUCUCAGUGCUGCCAGACCCAAAUCCAAGCAAAAUAGAUAGGCCCAUUUUAAAAAUCAGUACAAGAACUCACGAUAAGAUUAUCAUAAUCAAUAACCUACAAGAGAUUGCCAACAAUAUAUCGGUUGGAAUGACGAGUUAUGAAAAGUUCAACCGGUUAUCAUCCAAUGAAAUGAGAGAAUGUGUUGAAGGCUCGUGCAUCAAGUUUUAUAUUCGAGAAAUCAAAUGCACAGAUAGAACUUUUAUUGCCAGUGAAUGUCGAACUAAUCUUAAUGCACGAUUUCAAUCAAUCUUGCAACCAACGACAAAUAUCCACAAUUUGAUAUUGAGAGAUGAAGACUCUUUGGACACCCAAUUGAAAACUAACUUGGUGGACCAUUUCAGUUCUUUCCGUCAAUUCAAAGAGUUUAAGUUUAAUGAUUUUAACAAUAAUUUGAAUUACGAUUUACAAUGUCUUGUAGAUUAUCAACUGUUGAUGCAAGUUCAUUUUAAACAAACUGUAGUUGAGGUUAAUUUGAUGGGAACAACAGAAGUAGCAGAUGCUUGCCAAUUUGAUAAAAUCAACCCCAAUUUUGAUGGACUGAGACUGGUGUAUACAACAACAUAUUUACCUGUAAACGGUACGUUCUAUUGCCAAAAGGGUAAAUCACAGACGUGUAAUAGAACAAUAGCGGAAUCCAAGAAUUCAAGGUAUAAAUUGCCCGAUAUCUGCGGAUAG